UAAAUCUGCAUCCACAUUUUCUGUUUCAUACACUAUCUCUGAUUCAGAAGGCCACACCAACCAUACAAUAUGUCAUCCUAUCGCUCCAGCUCUUUGUCCUUUAGCUCCAACUCUGUUGGUGGUUAUGGAGGGGGCUUUGGAAGUGGCUUUGGUGGUAGUGCAGGAAGUAGCUUUGGCAGUAGCUUUGCUAGUGGUGUAGGAAGUGGCUAUGGUGGUGGUUCAGGAAGUGGCUUUGGUGGUGGUGCAGGAAGUGGUUAUGGUGGAGGCUCUGGAGCUAGCUUUUCUCUUAGUUCAUCUGGAGGCUUUGGGGGGGCUGCAUCUAGCAGCAACUUUGGGAGCUAUCCUGGAAGUGACAAGCAAACUAUGCAAAACCUGAAUGACCGUCUAGCAUCUUACCUUGACAAAGUGAGAGCUUUGGAGGCAGCCAAUGCGGACCUUGAGCUAAAGAUCAAAGAGUGGUACGAGAAGCAACUUAGUGUUGGUGCCAGUGCAUCCGGCAAAGAUUACAGUAAAUAUUAUGAAACCAUUCAAGAUCUGAGGAACAAGAUCCUUGCUGCCACAAUUGAUAACUCCCGUGUUGUCUUGCAAAUUGACAAUGCUAGACUAGCUGCUGAUGACUUCAGGCUGAAAUUUGAGAAUGAGCUGGCCCUUCGCCAGAGUGUCGAAGCUGACAUCGUUGGCCUGCGCAGAGUCCUGGAUGAGCUGACCCUGUCCAGAGGUGACCUAGAGAUCCAGAUUGAGAGUCUCUCUGAAGAGCUGGCUUACCUCAAGAAGAACCAUGAGGAGGAGAUAAGUGUUGCCAAGGGCAGUGCUGCUGGACAGGUCAAUGUAGAAAUGGAUGCUGCUCCAGGUGUGGAUCUGACUAAACUGCUGAAUGACAUGAGAGCGGACUAUGAAGCUUUGGCUGAGAAGAACCGCCGAGAAGCAGAAGCUUGGUUCAACCAAAAGAGCAAUGAGCUAAAGAAGGAAAUUUCGGCUGGCGUAGAACAGGUGCAAACAAGCAAAAGCGAAAUCUCUGACCUGAGACGUACGCUACAGAGCCUGGAAAUUGAACUACAGUCGCAGUUGGCAAUGAAAAAAUCCCUGGAAGACACUCUAGCAGAGACAGAAGGCCGCUACGGUUUACAGCUGCAGCAGAUACAGGUUUCCAUCAGCAGUUUAGAAGAGCAGUUGCUACAGAUCAGAUCAGACAUGGAAAGACUGAACCUUGAAUAUCAACAGCUCCUAGACAUCAAGACCAGAUUGGAGAUGGAAAUUGAAACAUACCGUCGCCUUCUUGAAGGAGAGCUGGGGCUGUCUUCCUUCUCCAGUAAGUCUUCAUCUUCCUCACAGCAGACAGUCACACAGACAUCAUCAACAUCCUCAGUGGAUUCCAAAAGAGACCCAACAAAAACCAGAAAGGUAAAAACCAUUGUUGAGGAGGUGGUUGAUGGCAAGGUUGUGUCAUCGAGAGUAGAGGAAGUUGAGCAGAAAUUGAAUUAAAUAAACAACAAGAUCAUCAGUUUUGGAUAUCAUUUAAGAAGAACCUAUCUGCGUUUUGGGAAAAAAACACCAAUCACUUUACUUUCGGAAACAUUAAAUGAAUGUGAAGAUGUAUUUUCUUUUCUGAUGCAAUAAAUUCUCUUGUGCAUUUAAA
Messenger RNA from Bombina bombina (fire-bellied toad), 1636 nucleotides. RefSeq names its product keratin, type I cytoskeletal 47 kDa-like. The transcript is spliced from 8 exons. Gene Ontology annotation, molecular function: structural molecule activity. Lineage: Eukaryota; Metazoa; Chordata; Amphibia; Anura; Bombinatoridae. The record is from RefSeq and is a predicted model, not a curated record. The coding region runs from base 70 to 1482 and encodes 470 amino acids.